ACACCCCCACUCCCCCUUUCUCGUCCGUGUCCCCACGCACUCGGGAAAUGGACUCUCUCUCCCACUUUCCCUCGCUACUUCUUCCCGCUAAUUGCCCUUUUUUUCUUUUCUUUUCUGCAGCCAAUCGGAUUUCAAAUCAAAUUUUCUCGCGAAACAAACACAAGAAAAGAAAUAGAAAUCUUCAUUCUCAUUUUCUUGUACUUUCUUAGCUAAAUCAAACUCCAAUGAAUUCACGAGAGCUCGCUCUUGUCUCCACAGCCACAGUCUUCGGAGCUUUAGCUUCUGCUUUUGCUGUUCGCUUCUACUCCAGCAACAGCAAUUCCAGAAAGCAGUUUCCCAAAAUCAAUUCGGCUCCAAACUGUGACGUUUCGAAGAAAUGCUCUUCUCAGAGCCCCUUUGAUCCUUCCAAACGCAAAGAGUAUUUAUCAUGGGAUGAUUAUUUUAUGGCAAUUGCACUUUUAUCAGCUGAAAGGUCCAAAGAUCCAAACAGGCAGGUGGGGGCAUGUUUGGUUAGUCAAAAUGGCAUAAUUCUUGGCAUUGGCUACAAUGGAUUUCCAAGAGGUUGUUCAGAUGACGACCUUCCGUGGGCAAAGAAAUCCAAAUCUGGGGACUCUCUCGAGACAAAGUACCGUAAUUAUGUUUGUCACGCUGAAGUCAAUGCUAUUCUGAACACAAAUCAUGCUUCUGCUGUUGGGCAGAGGCUUUAUGUGACUAUGUUCCCUUGCAAUGAAUGUGCCAAGAUAAUCAUUCAGUCGGGCGUGUCUGAAGUUAUAUAUUUUAUAGAGAAGAACAAUUCAGAUACGGCGUACAUUGCUUCACACAAGUUACUGUCCAUGGCUGGUAUUAAAUUCAGAAAACACCAACCCCAGACGGACCAAAUUUCGAUCAAGUUCCAAGAGCCCUAGAUAAUGACUUUAUUGCUGUUCAUUUGUCAAGCCUGAGCAUCACCUGCAGUUAUAAGAUCAAGCCUUGUUAUAACCUGUAUGUUGCAUCUUUCAUUAACUGACGAUUGGAACCUCUCACCAAGAAAAACUAUCUAUCAUGAAGAAUUCUUGGAUGCUAGCUACAAUUACCCAGGAGAUACAAGUAUGGUUGUGUAUUUUACCAUCUCUGUCAGGAGAAACAAGUAUGGCUGUGUUGUAUCAUCUCAGCCAACAGCUUUAACUAGGUCGGAGUGAUGACAAGGUAACAGCUUCGACUGCAAACUCAGUUGGGCAGUUAUCCCGCGCUGUUUAUAGUGGAUCCCUCUUUCUACUCUGCACAGAAUUCCUUUGUAUCGUAUGACAUUAUCAUCUAUCGAUGUUCUUUGCAUGGAGUUAAGCAAACUAUUUGCUCAUGAGAAAGGAAAACCCUAAAAACUAGAGAAACCAGAUUGGGUGACUCGUGCCAUGUAACACUGACCCGACAAUUCAGUUGGAGUUCUACUGCCCGUAAGUGGUAUUCAUCAAAAGGAAAUAUGGAGCCAGAAAUCGUUGGUGCUUUUUGUUGUGGCACUGCUCUGCUCUGGUUGAUUCAACAUAAAUGUACAAAGUUUCAACCAAAUCCAACCAAUAAAUGCUCGUUUCAUGGAA
This is a messenger RNA of Populus nigra (black poplar), 1571 nucleotides long. RefSeq lists its product as uncharacterized. Bases 225 to 905 code for a protein of 226 amino acids. Gene Ontology annotation, molecular function: hydrolase activity; zinc ion binding. NCBI's taxonomy places the organism in Eukaryota, Viridiplantae, Streptophyta, Magnoliopsida, Malpighiales, Salicaceae. The record is from RefSeq and is a predicted model, not a curated record. The transcript is spliced from 9 exons.